Molecule: messenger RNA, 10950 nt
Organism: Meriones unguiculatus (Mongolian gerbil)
Lineage: Eukaryota; Metazoa; Chordata; Mammalia; Rodentia; Muridae
Gene: Map3k9
Product: mitogen-activated protein kinase kinase kinase 9
Exons: 11
Coding region: 294-3527 (1077 amino acids)
Biological process (GO): protein phosphorylation
Molecular function (GO): JUN kinase kinase kinase activity; protein binding; ATP binding
Source: RefSeq, a predicted model, not a curated record
GAGGGAGCGGCCGGCGGGCGGCGGGCACCGGCUGCACGAGCAGGUGGGAGCCGCCGAGGGGCGAGGCCGCCCGCGGGGGCGCCAGGCGGCGGGCACUGCGCCGCGCCCCUGUCCGCGGUGCGCGCUCACGGUGCGCACCGGGCGUCCUCGGCUCCCUCGCGCCCCGCCUGCUCGGGCCCUACCUGCGGCGGCCGUCGGGGGCGCGGAGCCCCCAGCGCUGCCGAGCCGCAUGAACAAUAGGCGGCGGCGGCUCCCGCGGGCGGCCGCCCCGCACCCUAUGGACCGGCCGCUCCAUGGAGUCCUCCAGAUCGCUUCUCGGCUGCCUGGCGAGCGCCGCUGCCGCCCCGCCGGGGGAGGAUGCCACGGGCGCAGGGGCCGAGGAAGAGGAGGACGAGGAGGAGGCGGCGGCCGAGCUGGGAUCUCACGCCGCGCUGCCCUACUGGACGGCGGUGUUCGAGUACGAGGCGGCGGGCGAGGACGAGCUGACCCUGCGGCUGGGCGACGUCGUAGAGGUGCUGUCCAAGGACUCGCAGGUAUCCGGCGAUGAGGGCUGGUGGACCGGACAGCUGAACCAGCGGGUGGGCAUCUUCCCCAGCAACUACGUGACCCCGCGCAGCGCCUUUUCCAGCCGCUGCCAGCCCGGCGCGGAGGACCCCAGCUGCUACCCGCCCAUUCAGCUGUUAGAGAUUGAUUUUUCGGAGCUAACCCUGGAGGAGAUCAUCGGCAUUGGGGGCUUUGGGAAAGUUUAUCGUGCUUUCUGGGUAGGCGAUGAGGUCGCCGUGAAAGCAGCUCGUCAUGACCCUGAUGAGGACAUCAGCCAGACCAUCGAGAAUGUUCGCCAAGAGGCCAAGCUCUUUGCCAUGCUGAAGCACCCGAACAUCAUUGCCCUCAGAGGGGUGUGCCUGAAGGAACCCAACCUGUGCUUGGUCAUGGAGUUUGCUCGUGGAGGGCCUUUGAACAGAGUAUUGUCUGGGAAGAGGAUUCCUCCGGACAUCCUGGUGAACUGGGCCGUGCAGAUCGCCAGAGGGAUGAACUACCUACACGAUGAGGCAAUCGUCCCCAUCAUUCACCGAGACCUUAAGUCUAGCAACAUACUGAUCCUGCAGAAGGUGGAGAACGGAGACCUGAGUAACAAGAUUCUGAAGAUCACUGACUUUGGGCUGGCUCGGGAAUGGCACCGGACCACCAAGAUGAGCGCGGCGGGGACGUACGCUUGGAUGGCACCCGAAGUCAUCCGUGCUUCAAUGUUUUCCAAAGGCAGCGAUGUGUGGAGCUAUGGAGUGCUGCUGUGGGAACUGCUGACGGGCGAGGUCCCCUUCCGAGGCAUUGAUGGGUUAGCAGUGGCUUAUGGAGUGGCCAUGAACAAACUCGCCCUUCCUAUUCCUUCUACAUGUCCAGAACCUUUUGCCAAACUCAUGGAAGACUGCUGGAAUCCAGACCCCCACUCACGUCCAUCUUUCACAAGUAUCCUGGACCAGCUAACGACCAUAGAAGAGUCUGGUUUCUUUGAGAUGCCCAAGGACUCCUUCCAUUGCCUGCAGGAUGACUGGAAACAUGAGAUUCAGGAGAUGUUUGACCAACUCAGGGCCAAAGAAAAGGAGCUCCGCACCUGGGAGGAGGAGCUGACACGGGCUGCACUCCAGCAGAAGAACCAGGAGGAGCUGCUGCGGCGAAGGGAGCAGGAGCUGGCUGAGCGGGAGAUCGACAUCCUGGAACGAGAGCUCAACAUCAUCAUCCACCAGCUGUGCCAGGAAAAGCCCAGGGUGAAGAAACGCAAGGGCAAGUUCAGGAAGAGCCGACUGAAGCUCAAAGACGGCAACCGCAUCAGCCUCCCCUCCGAUUUUCAGCACAAGUUCACCGUGCAAGCCUCCCCAACCAUGGAUAAAAGGAAGAGUCUGAUCAGCAGCCGCUCGAGCCCUCCUGCAAGCCCCACCAUCAUCCCCCGCCUCCGAGCCAUCCAGUUGACACCAGGAGAAAGUAGUAAAACCUGGGGCCGGAGCUCAGUUGUCCCAAAAGAGGAAGGGGAAGAGGAGGAGAAGAGGGCUCCAAAGAAGAAAGGCCGGACGUGGGGACCAGGAACACUUGGUCAAAAAGAGCUCACCUCAGGAGAUGAAGGCCUCAAGUCCCUGGUAGAUGGAUACAAACAGUGGUCAUCCAGUGCCCCCAACCUGGGGAAGGGCCCAAGGAGUAGCCCUGCCCUGCCUGGUUUCACCAGCCUUAUGGAGAUAGAGGAUGAGGAUAGUGAAGGCCCAGGAAGUGGAGAGAGUCAUCUACAGCAUUCACCCAACCAGUCCUACCUCUGUAUCCCGUUUCCUCGUGGAGAGGACGGGGAUGGCCCCUCUAGUGAUGGCAUUCAUGAGGAGCCCACCCCGGUCAACUCAGCCACCAGUACCCCUCAGCUGACGCCAACCAACAGCCUCAAGCGCAGUGGGACCCACCACCGGCGCUGUGAGGUGGCUCUGCUUGGCUGUGGAGCUGUUCUGGCAGCCACAGGCCUAGGGUUUGACUUGCUCGAAGCCGGCAAGUGCCAAUUGCUUCCCCCAGAGGAACCUGAGCCACCAGCCCGGGAGGAGAAGAAGAGGCGAGAGGGUCUUUUCCAAAGGGCCAGCCGCCCUCGUCGGAGCACCAGCCCGCCUUCCCGAAAGCUCUUCAAGAAGGAGGAGCCAAUGAUGUUGCUAGGAGACCCCUCUGCCUCCUUGACACUGCUGUCUCUCUCCUCCAUCUCUGAAUGCAACUCUACCCGCUCCCUGCUGCGCUCUGACAGUGAUGAGAUUGUGGUGUAUGAAAUGCCAGUCAGCCCAGUUGAAGCUCCGCCCCUAACCCCAUGCACUCAUAACCCCCUGGUUAAUGUCCGAGUGGAGCGCUUCAAGAGAGACCCCAACCAGUCCCUGACUCCCACCCAUGUCACCCUCACAGCCCCCACGCAGCCCAGUGGUCAUAGGCGGACUCCUUCUGAUGGGGCACUUAAGCCAACAGCAGCCCCCCCAGCACUAGCCAGCAGGAGCCCCUCCAGCAAUGGGAUGAGCCCCAGUCCUGGGACAGGAAUGUUGAAAACUCCCAGUCCCAGCCGAGACCCAGGUGAAUUCCCUCGUCUCCCUGACCCCAAUGUGGUCUUUCCUCCAACUCCAAGGCGCUGGAAUACACAACGGGACUCUACCUUAGAGAGACCCAAGACCCUGGAGUUUCUGCCUCGGCCACGUCCUUCUGCCAACCGGCAGCGGCUGGACCCUUGGUGGUUUGUGUCUCCCAGCCAUGCCCGCAGCACCUCCCCAGCCAACAGCUCUAGCACGGAGACACCCAGCAACCUGGACUCCUGCUUUGCCAGCAGCAGCAGCACUGUAGAAGAGCGGCCUGGACUUCCAGCCCUGCUCCCCUUACAGGCAGGGCCACAGCCUCCCGCUGAGCGGACGCUUCUGGACCUGGACGCAGAGGGACAGAGCCAGGACAGCACUGUGCCCCUGUGCAGAGCUGAACUGAACACACAUGGGCCUUCCUCUUUUGAGAUCCAGCAGGAGUUCUGGUCUUAGUGUACAAAGGGUCAGGGUGGGCAAGGGGGAAGACGGAGGAGAUAGAGGGAGCUGGCUGGCACAGCCCUAUCUCAGUUAGGACCCUGGGAUCCAGACCUCCUCCUUGCACUGAGAAUGCACUUUGAAGAUGGGAGGGAUGGAAGCAGGGAAACUUCAGAGGGUCUCCUGCCCUAUAGGAUCAGUUUUUCCAUGUUCACUGGAGGGGCUGUGUCAGCUCUGGCUGUGUAGGAGAGGGAGGGGUCCAUGCAUGUCUCCACCCUCUGGUCUUCCUCACCUUUGGGGUGGCACUGCAGAGUCAUUCAGCCAAAUCUGUCCACUGCCUCUUCUCAGCCAGAUCUGUCCUGAAGUCCUUUGUCAGCCCGGAGUUCUGCACACCAGUACUGAUGUUCUUUGAUUGAUCUGGCGUGUCUUCCACUCCUCCCAUGGCUCAGUAUCUCUUUUGGUAUGCAACGAGUGUCUUGUGUCCUAAUUCAUUUUGUGCCAAUGAUGGGAACAGGUUGGCCUUAGGGCCAGAGGCUUGACAGACCUGGUACUACCUACCUGUGCAAAUAUCAAUAGAACCGAGGGUCCAGGGAAGGAGGAAAAAGGAGACAGCCAGGGAAAAUACUGUCAGGUUGGGUGGGGAGGGUCCCUUGGUUUGGUUUGGGUUUGGAUUUUAGAAACAAAGGCAGAAAUCAGCACCUGUUGCAUAGCUCUGUCUAUCCCUUGGGUUCAGGUCAUGGUUGCACCAGGUUUGAAUAUAAGCAUAUUCAUCUCAGGAAUCACUGUCCGGGAGACACACUCACUGACUCCAGUUCUGAAGUCAGGGACAAUGCUUACAUUUGUCUGUCUUGUUGGGCCUCUGUUCUUUCCACCAGUUCCUGGAAUCUGUGGGUUUUAGGAUGUGUGAUUCACAGGUAUACCUAAAGUGUGCCAGAGUAGCAUAUGGGGUGGGUCCUGGGCCUUGGGGUAUGGAACUACAGGGAUUUCUUCAUCGGGCUGUCCAUUUUGUGAUGCCCGUGAAGUAAAUGGAACCCUUAGUAUUAACUUUUGGGUACAAGGGGGGCAGUAGCAUGAUACAGUUCUUCCGGCGCUCAGUGGCCGUUGAUGUACAGUGGCAGUGAGGGCCCUUUGGACACUGACCGAGGCCACUUCUGUGUCUGUAUACAGAGAGCCUUGCGCUCGGCUUUGUGAGCUGGGUAUCUCAGUGGUAGCCAAAUAGAGCAGAGAAGCUCGUGCCGAGUUGUCUGGUGUCUGUUUCUUGAACUUGAAUACUGAACUUCAUCUAAAGCUUUCUCACAUAUUUUCUUCACUGUCUACUUCCUCGGAGCCCUCUGUGACGCAUGUGCCCCAUGGCCCUGUGUGACAGUAACAGCUCAGUUGGGGGUUACAGUCCCCAGUGGUGUUGGAGUUGGUCUUUAGGCUCUCUGGUUUGCCACCUGGACGCCCAGAGGGGUCAGUGUGGUACAUGUGGUAUAGGUGACAAAUUUCAUUACUGCUGUGUCUCUGUAACUGAUAGAAACCCUGUCCUGGGAAGCACUUAAGAGAUGAGGUUGGUUUCCCCAAGUUCUUUACUUUAAGAGUUUGUUUGUCCUUUGUCUCGACCCUAUCCCCACCCCGCCUCCAGUUUCAGGCAGGGAAGAGGUGCUGGUGGUGUCAGCCAGGGUUUUGCUAUAAUAUCCCAUCUUUCCUCUUGGUUCUGUGAGAGGAGAAUGUAAGUGAUUACUUUUGCCCCCACACUCUGACCCCUUGGCUAGGAGAGGUGAGCUUGUGGACCCUCUCAGUAAUCCCAGCCAACCUAGUGAUAAGGCCCUUGUUCUUGACAAGGGCUAGACUCUGUUGUAUGCCCUUCUUUGAAUCUUUAGAAACCCCUGUUCCAAGCUGCAAAGACCUCUGCACACCUUGGCUGCAUUAACGCUUUAAGGUAGCUUGCUCCAGCCCAUGCUCCAGCCCAUGCUCCAGCCCCAGGCAGGGUUUUUUUCCUGUCCAUAUUUGACUGUGGCCAUCUUUCUGGGAAAGAUAUAUUGUUACAGAUGUCGUAUGCACUGUUUGGCAACUACAUUCCACUGAGUGACUGGUGGAAUCUAGUUCUUACUUGACCACCCAGCGCUCAGACAGAGGAAGACUUCACUAAAUAAAUGAUUGUGCCUGGGAGAAGUGAAAGUGGGGCUGCUGUGGAGAUGCUGUUGUGGAGUUAUUAUAGGGCAGGAGUCAGAUUUCUCAUUUAGCUUCUUCAAGCCUGUGUGGUGCUGGGCCACUGUCUGCCGCGAGCCUGGAGAUGGGAUGAAUGCUAAGAGGUCACCGUUUGUGUGAUGUAGUUUUCCUUAUCUGUGAUCAUGGUUACAAACAGGCCUGGUAGCCAUGAAUAAACCCACUUGAGUGACAGUAGCCAGCUUCUCCCUUUUCUUUCACUUCUCUUUCCUCAAAGACUUGGCUGUCUGCUUCAAGUGGGUGUUCGCUACCUUCAAGAUUCAGCAGGAUCAGAUGCUGCUCUUUUCUGCGUGUCCCCUCAGGACUUCAGUUCCCAGUGCUUAUCCUUAGGAUCCAGGCUGUUGCUAGGAACUGAGGAGGUGCCUCCUUUGUCCUUACAGCUAUUUCUAGGGAGCUGUGGUUGGUGCUCUUAACUUGGCAUUCUUUGACAUCCCUGUGAUCUGGGAGGCAUCAUGACAAUGAUCGUGUACAUUUGGACAGCCCAGAAUAGGGCUAGCUUUCCCUUCCAUCCCUUACAGAAUGACACCAUUCUCCUUCACAUUCGAUACACUGGUUUCAAAAACAGGGAGAAAGACAGGCAGGCAGACAGACAGACAGACGAUGUUUGGAUGAUUGAGUCUAGCCACUAGGCUCUGAGACCACACAAUUUGGCCCUACUCCUCUGUUCUGCUUUUAUUGCAUGACUUUGGUCCUGUGUCUUGCCCUUCUCAGGUUUCCUUGUAAAAGCCUUCAUCAUAUACUUCCCUUGCAAGGGCCCUGAAAUGCUGUGGCUCCCCACCAGCUUGAGGGGCAGCUUCUCCCCCUGCAGGAUGAAUGUGCUAAAGCUGACAGCAUGGUUCUCAUCACCUUUGCCUCAAGGCAUCUUGCCUUUUUUUUUUUUUUUUUUUUUUUUUGGCUCCUGGAAAAUGAGUAAUUUGGAGUUGGUUUGGUUUAACAUGACUAAUGGGCACCCAGGCCAGGCACAUGCUCUUCCAUCACAUCAUGAAGCCCAGGUGACAGUAGCAUCAUUUUCUAAUUCCCUUCUCACACCUAACCUGGCCAGCUGGGUGUCCUUACCAUUUGUGUCUUGCUGAGGACACGGGAGCUUGGUGGCAGCAUCUGAGUGGCAGUUUGCCAUCUCUGCUUUUUGAGGAUUAUCCCCAGGGUCAGAUUUGGUAAGAAUUUGAAACCAGGCCAGGUCUGGAAGAAUCUUUGGGAAAAGGGUCCCUAACCCAUAGGAUAUCAUGUCACAGUAUGAUAUUCCCCACAGAGUCCCUUUACCCUCAGGCUAUUGCUCAGGGACAUGAGACAUUGCAGGGUGUCUAAACCUGCUCCAUGCUUUUCCCCCCACAGGCUCCAUGUGGUACACAUUGCUUGCCUCAUGAGAAGGACCAUUCUUAACUCAAGAGGUUCACCUCUUCUGCUCUUCCUCUUCUGUCCCUGCCACCCCCACCUACCCCCAUAGCUGGGUCUCCCAUAUGCUAAGCAAGGGCCUUCUAAUAUCAAGCUUUUAACAGAUUAAAGAACAAUGGUCCCUGAAGGCUGGGUGGCUGUGAGUGGAUACCUCAGGGUAUAAGUGUCUGUCUGUCCAGUGGUACCCCACCAUGGAUGCGGAACCCCUGACCUUUUUAAUCAUAUGUUUAUUUGAUCAUGUGCCUUUGGACUGGUGUGUGAGGAAUGGCACAAUCCGACAGGCCGGAAGCACACAGCUCUGCCUCUGGAAGGCCUGGGAAGAGAGGCAGGUCCUGAUUGUUGGUGAAGUACUGGACUUCCUCUAGGGACCUAUCUAGACUGUGGAACUGGGGCAGAGGGAAGAGCAGCCCUCAGGGAGUUGUGGGUGGCAUGAAUCUGGUGACUUAAGCUGUCCAUUAUUAUCAAGCUGAAAUUUGCCAAUAUCUGGCCUUUAGAAGCCUUCCUGUGAUCUGGGGAUGAUGCUCACCAACCACCCUUUAAGCCCUUUAGCUUAAAAACCUACCAUCUUAGCCAGGUUCAGGGAUGCAUUCUUGGGAACCCAUCUACUCAGGAGGCUGAGGGAGGGCAAUUGCUUUAGCCCCAGUUGUGAUAUCAGUCUGGGGCAAUAUAGCAAGACCCCGUCUCUUCAGUGUGUGCUGCCAGAGCCCCAAGACCAGCACAGAUAGCUUCACCUUGAAAGAGUGUUUCCCUUGGUGGAAAAAAGUGUGAAUGUAUGUGUGAUCAGAGGUCAAAGGCCAACAUUGGCCAUUUCAUAUGGCUCAAUCCUGUAUCCCUUGCCGUCAUCCUUGUCUUGACCUGAGAAUGACUUCUUGUCAAGAUACAGUUGUUGGGAACACAUUUCCAGAUGGCAAAUCAAUAUUUUCCUAGUUCAAAAGUUGUAAUAAAAUCCACAUAUAAAAGGAGAAAGGCCCUUCUCUCUGGACUCUUUGCUGGCAUUGCUGCUUGGAGGCUCACCAUCUCUGGUGCUGACUUGGAGGGCAGGAACCAGGAGCUGGAUUCUUGUUUGAUUAAGGCUAUUUAAUACAUACCUAACUAGUCUAACCCAGACCUGGGUUCCUGGUUGGCUCUGCAAGCCAGGUGAGUUUCUUUUGCUUUUUCAUGAACUGUUUCUAGGUUUUCCCAUUCAUUGCAUUUGUCCAUUUCUGGGUGUGGACCCUGGAGGCACCUGGGUCUCCCCAAGCUUCUGGGGAAGCCCUGGACUGCCUUUUCAGGAAACUGGGUUCCCCCUUGCUUUCUUACUGCCUUGGUCCCUGAAUCCCCUUUGAGUCUCCUGUUGGCAAUGAGAAGGUCCUGGGGACUGAGGGAGGUUCCCUGAGCUGGGAGCUCCAUGCUGCUCUGGUUGCCUUUGGAAGCAGGCCUGCCUUGCCCCUGACCCUCCAAUGGCUCUGACCCGCCCACUCUUUAAUUGUCAGGCGUUAACAUGACAGCUAGAUGGUGUCUCAGGAUGGGAAAUUCAAAUACAAAUCUAAUGUUUGUAUUUCUUCCAGGGACAGGAGGGGUGGAGCCCCUAGUCAGGGGUCAGAAUGGCUGUAAGGGAAACCUGACAAUAUGAAGACCCCACGGGAGGAAUUUGUCCUGCUUUGCAGUCACUCAAGACCAGGUUUCCAAGGUUUUCUGUUGCCCUGAUUCCUGAAAUCUUUCACACUUUGACACCUUCACAGACAGCCCUAAGGCUGAGCACUGGUCAUGUCAUGGAUGUUUUUUUUUAUUAUUAUUAAUUUUAUACUUUUUAGAAAAUUAUAUUGAAGAAUGGUUUAGCCUUGACUGGUGAUUUUUUUUUUUUUUUUAAUCUUCCUCUUGAAAUUUGUAUCCACGGCAAGUGCCUCACUGUCCUCAACCUGUUCUGAACCCUGCCUGCCUGUCUCCUGGCUCUCUAGAUAGAGUUGUGGCAUUUGACUUAUUCUCAUUACCACCACAUGCCUCACAUUCUAAGUGUAGCCUGUCACCCCCUCGGAGUGCUUGCCUGCAAAUACAGUGAAGAAGCACCCAUUUUUUUUAAACAUCAGCACUGUAGCUGGGGUGACUUUCCCCCUUCCUUCGUGUUCUCUGCUGCCUUUUAGGCUCUCAGAAGCCACUCUCUGGGUGUUUGUGCAAUCCAGGAGAAGGAAAGCAAUGCUGUAAAGAGAAGCCUCUAGAUUCUCUGGGGAUUCUAGGAGAAGUAAAUAGACCUCAUUCAUCUCUCCAAGAUCUCAGAAGUGAGUAAAAGGAGGCGCUCCUGCUCUGCCCCACUCCCCGCACAGCAAGCCUUCUAAGUAGCAUCUCCACUAGAGGCAGGUUCACUGUUACCCUCCUCCGUUAUCAUUUCACUCACGUCAUUUAUUCUACCUCUAGUUCUAAGGCCAUGUCUGCUAUGGCUUUUAUUUAUUAUUUUUUAUAUUAUUAUUUGAACAGGGUCUCAUGUAGCCCAGGCAGGCUUCAGACUUGCUAAAUAGCCAAGGAUGGCCUUGUACUCCUGAUCCUCCUGCCUCUACUUCCCAGAUGCUAAGACUGCAGGCAUGCAACCGUUUUCCUCAUUAGUGUCAGAGUGAGACGUGGGUUUAUCCCAGAUACGGAGUUGAGCGAUAAGUUUCAAGGAACAGCUGGAUCUUCCACGUAAGGAGGCUCUGGCUGGAGCUUUAUGGGCCCAUAUCUUGUGACUUCUUACAGCACUACCAGGGCUGGCAGGUGGUACCUGCCUCCAAGGAUGAGAGCAGACUUGUGAUGUUCGUCCUGCUCGACUAGAGUCACAGAGCUGGGAAGCAAGUAGCUGACGGCUCUAAGGCAUGCCUCCAGCCUGUGAGCACGUUUCUAGAACACUGUUGAAAGGCCUCAAGGUGAAAUUGGCUCAUCUUGGGCCCGUGUAGGUUAUGACAUCAUCCUUUUCCCAAGGAGUUGUGUUCCCUGGCUGACCUGUGAUCUCCCCAGAGCUCGGCAAACUUCAUUUUUUUUGCCAAUGGCAGCUCUUUCUCCUUCACCUUCCUCUCUCAGUUCUGCAGGGAUUCUGAUCUCACUGGGGUUGUCUGCUCUGUAGCUGUCCUCCCUCUCAGCCCCGCAGAAGGCCCUGGGUCUCUCCUGUUCCACUGAUGGCUACGCUGAAGUUGCUCCUCACUGUAACUCCACUUUCUUUGUCCCUAGUUCUUUGAGCUUGGAAUGGAAGCCUAUCAUCCCAGUUCAUGUCUUCUAGGGAAAUCAGCCUGUUGCCCUUUCGUCACCUGGAGCCUUGGUACCCAGCUAGCAAAGCAGGGAGGUAGUGAAUUCACUAACGUUCUGCUUCCCCUGGCCCCUUAUUUGUCCACAGCCACACAUACCCCCCCGCCCCCCACAGCGGUCUGAAACUCUCUUCAAGGUCUCAAGGAGAGGCACUGGAUGGGCUCUGGUUUCCUGAAAAAGCUCUCUUGGGGCUUUCUCUCCAUUAGGGCCCUUGAGUGUAGAAAGUAAAGUGAAAGUUGUUUGUUUUGUCCUUCGGUAUUUAACUACAAGUUUCCUUUCCUGCAACAGUGUCUUCCCCUCUAUGUGUACCCCGAGUCCCUCCUUGAGCCCACAUUUGCUUUGAAAUUUAAAUUAUUGAAUGUUGUCAGAAAUAUUUAAAGAUGAAAAAGUCCUGAAGGAAGCUCACUGUCAGGUUCUUUCCUUUGGCUUUUUCUUUCCAUUUCUUUCAAGGUACUGUACAUUGUUGACAAGGGAUGCCAAGCGGGCUUGGUUCGGUGGCUAAGCCUCCCACUGUCCUACAGUGUAACCCUGAUCUCAGCCUGGUCCCCACACCAGAGCUCUCAGAGACUUGAAUAAAACUGUCACGAUGGUU